AUGAGUGCCGUGAUCGAGUCCUGUCCCACGUUGAACGCGUGCUGCUGCUGCAUCCCGCUGCGGCCGAGCCUCGUCCUCAUCUCGCUGGUGGGGCUGGUAUGCGGCGGCGCGUUUCUGUUCUGCUUCACGUCGUACGGGAGCGGGCUGCUGGUGGCCGGCGGCCUGCCGCAGCAGUUCUCCAAGCCUCUCCGCUACCUGCACGGUCUGUUCGGCGUGCAGGUGUCGGCGGUGCACGUGCUGCUGCUGCUCGCGGCCCUGAGUGAGAGCGACGCCCUGUGCGAGGUGUACAUCUGGUUCAUGGUGUUGUUCUGGACGCUGCUCCUGUGCUCCACGGCGCUGGUCUCCUCGCUGGCCUUCCUCAGCGGCUCCAUCGUGUUCGCGUCUCUGUUGCUCGUCAUCGUGGUCGUAGUAACCGUAGUAUCUUUGUAUUCGACUAUGAUUGUCGCUAAUUUUAGAAUGACACUUCCCUAA
This is a messenger RNA of Danaus chrysippus (African queen), 471 nucleotides long. The record is from the annotation of a GenBank genome assembly. NCBI's taxonomy places the organism in Eukaryota, Metazoa, Arthropoda, Insecta, Lepidoptera, Nymphalidae.